AUGACAUCCCUCUCUUCAUCUUCACCCUCUUCUUCUUCCUCCACUGACUCUGUUGAAAAUUCCCUCACCGCACUUAUCCUUCAUCCAAACAUUACCUUACCGCCCUUAAUUCCUUCUCCAAUCUCCCAGAAAUUCACAGAUUUCUCCACCUUCACAAAUUUCCCAAACCCUUUUUCCCAAAUUCUCUCAUCUACUUCUUCCUUCUCGAUACCCCUUCUUCCUCCUCCUAUCCCGCUCAGAAUUGUUAAUGAGGAUGAUUUUCUUAAUGAUAGGGACGAUCUUCCUAUUGCAUACUUAAUCCCAAGAAGGUCUAGAUCUCAGGUCAAGAAAAAACCCUCUAUCCCAGCUAAAGACACUGUUAGUUCACCGCCCCCUCCCAUUAUCUCUACUCCUCGAACCCCUCAUACUAGAGGAAAGAAACAACUUGAAGAUGCUAAAUUAUCUGAAGCUCUUAGAGCUAACAAGAGAAAACGUGUAGUAAUUUAUGAUACCACUCCUCCUCCUGUCUCUUCUCCUACAUCUUCUUCUGAUCUUCUUCUUCGAUCAGUCAUGAAACCUAAUGCUGUUAGAGCAAAAUCUUCCAAAUCUUCUGUGUCUACGCCUGCUUCAAAGGCUUCCUCCUCUUCAAAAACCUCCCCCACUGUCAAAGCUUUUCCAUCCAAAGUCUCUCCCAGUUCUUCUACUCGUUCAAAGAAACAGUUCGAAGGAUCUUUUCCAGCAGUGAUUGAAAACUUCCAAGAUUUGGAGAUUCUGAACUUGGCAGGCAACAGAUUUGAAGGGAAGAUACCUAAGUUCAUUGGUGAUCUACGCAGCCUUCGUAUCCUCGUGCUUGAAUCAAACUCUUUCAAUGAAUCUAUUCCUGAAGGGCUAAUGAAGUUGGAAAAUCUACAAUAUAUUGGUUUGUCCAGGAACAAUCUGUCCAGUCCCAUUCCUGAGAAUCUCGAUGGUUUGAAAAUGAUGGCGAAAAGGCAAAAUGAGGCAACCAUCUUAGGUUAUGUUUGCUCACUCAAGUUCACCGGUGCUCAGCUAGAAAUAGUCACCAAAGGACAAACACAUUGGCUUGAGUCAGUGUAUUCCUACAACACUGGAUUCGACCUCUCGAGCAAUGCUCUUACAGGUAAAAUCCCUGAAAAGAUUGGCCUUUUGAGUGGAAUACCAUUUCUGAAUCUCUCACGUAACAAUCUUUCCGGAACGAUCCCAAAGACUAUCAGUGAAAUGAUCUCACUCGAGUCGUUGGAUCUCAGUUACAACCAUUUCACAGGUGAAGUUCCAGUGACAUUGACAUUGUUAGAUUUUCUUCAACAUCUCAACAUGUCUUACAACAAUUUGAGUGGAAAAAUUCCAAGAAAUCCACAUUUUGACACUUUGUAUCAAGAUGGAACAACAUAUAUUGGGAACAAAUACUUAUGUGGUGCUCCCGAUGGGAUGGAUUGCAGCAACCGUACACCUUCUAUCACCCAAAAAAUAGAAGAAAAAUAUGAUCAAGAAAAUUUCCUGUUUGUUUUAGUUAUAUUCUUUGGCUACGUAACAGGAAUUUCUGGAUUGUUUUUGUUCUUAUAUUUGAUGAAGGACGAUUGGAGGAGCAUGUACUGGAGGGCGAUAGACAGAAUCGUGUUAAAAAUAGUGAAACAUGUACCAUGA
Capsicum annuum is the source of this 1641-nucleotide messenger RNA. Its product is annotated as receptor-like protein 1. Gene Ontology annotation, molecular function: protein binding. The transcript is spliced from 2 exons. Lineage: Eukaryota; Viridiplantae; Streptophyta; Magnoliopsida; Solanales; Solanaceae. The record is from RefSeq and is a predicted model, not a curated record. The coding region runs from base 1 to 1641 and encodes 546 amino acids.